This is a messenger RNA of Vanessa atalanta (red admiral), 1181 nucleotides long. RefSeq names its product regucalcin-like. Lineage: Eukaryota; Metazoa; Arthropoda; Insecta; Lepidoptera; Nymphalidae. Gene Ontology annotation, biological process: L-ascorbic acid biosynthetic process. The record is from RefSeq and is a predicted model, not a curated record. Gene Ontology annotation, molecular function: calcium ion binding; gluconolactonase activity. Bases 135 to 1145 code for a protein of 336 amino acids. The transcript has 6 exons.
AUUUGAACAACCUGCGCCGAAGUGGACGUACAUUUUUUUAAUCUAAUUGCAAUUGAGAACAAUGUCAGUUGUUGGCUUUUUGUAAUUAUCGCAGGUGUAAUAUAAUAAACUCGUGCUUUAAGUGUUUUCACAAAAUGUCUCUUAAUUUUUCAUUAAUUAUCUUGUGCCUUUUUGGGUGCACUCUAGCAAAAAAUAUACAACAUUACAAAAUUUCUAUGGUAUCAUCUGGCGACACCGAUAGGGUUGCACUAUUUACGCACGCAGAGAGUCCGGUGUGGGACGUCGAGUCACAAUCUCUGUACUUCGUAGAUGCGCUGCAGCAGAACGUGCACAGAUUAGAUUAUGUUUCUGGACAAAUCUUUACCAAACAUAUUGGUUACGGCCAAGUUAAUGUAGUAUCCCUGGUAUCGGGAUCAAGUCGUCUGUUAGUGGCAGUGCGCUCCGCUCUCUAUCUCUUAGACUGGAAGGUAUCCGGUGACGCCGCCCUCCGGUUACUGACGACGGUGGACGAGGGUCUUCCAGAGAAUCUGAUCAAUGAGGGAAAAGCAGACUCUGAAGGGAGGUUCUGGGCAGGUACUAAAGGUCCUCAAUCAGGCGACGAUGUGCUCCCAGACAAGGCCACGUUCUACAGCAUUAGCCAGCAGUCUUUCAACCAGCCGCGGGUACAUCUCAGACCUGUAUCCAUCUCCAACGGCCUCGUGUGGUCUCUCAACAACACUAUCAUGUAUUACAUCGACUCACCGACUCAGAAAAUUGAAGCAUUCGACUUUGAUCCGGUUAAUGGAGAAAUAAGCGGAAGAAGAACAAUUAUCGAUAUAUCGAACUACGGAUACGAAGACGCGAUCCCUGAUGGUAUGACGAUAGACAGCCGCGGCCACCUUUGGGUCGCAGUCAUGUUCGGCGGCACGGUAUUACAUAUAGACCCGGACAGCCGAAAAAUAGUUUUCGGUUACAAGCUGCCGGUGUCUAGAACGACUUCGCUUUGCUGGGGCGGACCAAACCUGGACGAAUUAUUUGUGACAACUUCGAAGGCAAAACUGGACUCGAACGAGCCCCUGAGUGGGGCUAUAUUCACUAUACGGGGAACAGGAAGCCGAGGCGUGCCCGCGUAUUCCUUCCGAUUUGACAAUGCUGAUGAUUAUUAAAUAAAUAAUAACACAUUUGUUGAGUUACCUGAAUUA